CAGCAUGUUAAAAUAUCUGGCUUUGAUUCUGUUUGUUGGUAUUGUCUAUGCUGGUGAGUCAUGUGACCGAAAGGAGAUGGAAGACACUAUAUGCAGCCUCUGUGGACAACGGAAAGAAAGUCGACAGAGUGGAAUUGCGUUUUAUGCCUACAUGUCGAACAAUGUCAUGGUCAAAACAUUUUCCAAACACAAAACAUUUGUCUAUGAUCGUGUUGAGACCAAUAUUGGAAAUGGAUAUGAUGCCAGGUCAGGAAAAUUUACUGCUCCAGAAAGUGGGGUUUAUGUGUUCCACUCCUCCACAACAGCACAUAACAAAUCUCACUGCACUGUAGAGAUUGUACAAAACAGUGCUGUCAAAGAUAUAGCGUGGGCUGAUGCUAUUGAUCAUAACGACAGAGCUUCUGCAUCUACAAUGACCAUUUUGAAUUUGAAGAAAGGUGAUAUUGUCAACACGCGUGUCGGUGUCACUUAUGGAGGAAACUUCAUGGAAAGCGAUAUAUACACUAGAAUGAGUUUCUCCGGAUUUAAACUUAUGUAA
This is a messenger RNA of Saccostrea echinata, 538 nucleotides long. Its product is annotated as complement C1q-like protein 4. Bases 5 to 538 code for a protein of 177 amino acids. NCBI's taxonomy places the organism in Eukaryota, Metazoa, Mollusca, Bivalvia, Ostreida, Ostreidae. The record is from RefSeq and is a predicted model, not a curated record. Gene Ontology annotation, molecular function: protein binding. The transcript is spliced from 2 exons.